Molecule: messenger RNA, 1338 nt
Organism: Parnassius apollo (apollo)
Lineage: Eukaryota; Metazoa; Arthropoda; Insecta; Lepidoptera; Papilionidae
Source: the annotation of a GenBank genome assembly
AUGGCCGAAAAAUAUGGUAUAUCUGAAGAACAGUACAGACUUAUACAACAGCAAGCUUCUAGGCGUGCUGAAUUAAGACAUGAGUUUCUAAAACAAAGAACUAAUCCAUGGAAAAAUGCCGCAGAAGCUGGAUAUGUUUUUGAUCCAGCACUUCAAAAAUUCAUGUCCUUGAAAGCAACUCAGUUUGAUCAAUUCAAGCCCAACAAGAGAAACAGUAUAUUUGGAGUUUGUGCUAUAGUAGUGCCUAUGUUUGUGUAUGGAUAUUUUGUCUGGAAUGAACGCAAUGAUCGUGAACAGAAGAUCAGAAAUGGUGAACUUCGUUACAGAGACAGGAUGGCGUUUGCUGGGACAAAUGUCAGUUUGUCCCAGCCGGAUAUAACGCAAAAACUGACGGAGCGCAUAGAUGAUCUGAAGCAGAGAAUCGCUGCUUGGGGAAAACGGAUUCGGCGAUAUACCGAGAGGUCGACACGGUUCAACCAGAAUCGUCUCUUCCAGAGUGAUCAGAAGAGGCUCUAUGAAUCAUUGGAGCGACCAAUGGUAAGUGGAACGGGUCUAGCACCGAAUCAGGCCGACACUGCAGCAUUCUGGCGCGGCCUGUGGUCAGAGCCCGUAAACCACAGCGAGGGCCCUUGGACGGAAGUUGUGGCGAGUCAGUGUGCGGGUAUUACGCCCAUGGACCCCGUCAUCAUAACGCCGGAUGACGUAGCUGAGGCGGUCCGUAGGGCCCCGAACUGGAAAAGUCCGGGGCUUGACGGGCUGCAUCACUACUGGCUGAAGGGGUUCAUGAAAGAACAAGUUGAUGCCAUCAAUAUUCAGAUUCCAAAGAAUAUCGUCCCUUUAGUAGGAACCACUCGAGUUCAUCAAGUGUUUUCAAAUAUUCGAGGCCAAAUUAAAUACAGGGACUUAAGCUGUUUCUGCGAACGCGGAUUCUGUGAAUGCUUAAAUCCAAAGCUUUACUAUCCGAUACCAGUUCCAAAAAGUAAUAAUACUACUCACAAGGUUUGCGAUUUUGACGAUAACUUAAGCAAUGAUAAUUUCCCAUUGAGUCACAUGCUAACAUCAUCGCAUGAGAAUGACAUAUCAUUCAAAGAUUUUAGGACAUCAGUAUCAAAAAAUAUGUACAAACGUGUGUAUCGUUCUUCAGAUACCUCUGAAAACAAUACAGAUGAAGAUGAGCAGAAUGAAACUCACAAUAUCUUAUCUGGAUUAAGAGAUUCUGAAGGUGAUCAAUCUACAUUGAAACAAUCUAACAACGUACCUGGAAAUUAUGAUGAUAAGCUGACAUCAAAAGUAUAUGACAACCUACCUAAAUUUGACUUAAGUGGACAUUAUGUAUAA